GGCUCUUACUUUGAAGGGAUCAGUUAACAUCCUCUCUAGCCGCUGCCCUUUCCUGUUAGCUAACACAGAGCUUUCAUGUCAUACCACAUUUAGCUAAUUACUCUUUGAUCUAUUUUCUGUUCUUACGGUGCUUAUUCGAGCAAACACAAAUAUGGCAGAAGCCAUUCAAAAGAAACUAAAAGCGGAAUUAGAAAAAUAUACACAGAUACAGAAAGAUGUUAGCAAGAGCAUGUCAGCUAGACAGAAGCUGGAGACGCAGCUGACAGAGAACAACAUUGUCAAAGAGGAGCUGGAUCUGCUGGACAGCACAAACACAGUUUAUAAGCUUAUUGGUCCAGUAUUAGUGAAGCAAGACCUGGAUGAGGCCAAAGCCACAGUUGCAAAAAGGCUGGAAUAUAUUAACGGAGAAAUUCAAAGGUACGAGACGCUCCUGAAAGAUAUGGAAAAGAAAUCUGAACAGCACCGAGAAGUUUUGUCCAGUUUACAGCAGGAGUUUCAGAAAGCGCAGGGCCUUGCUAUUGGCAAAGUCUGACCAAGUGAUGAAGCCUCACGCAUGCUCACAUACCCACACAGAAAAAGUAGAAGGGGAUAGUCAUAAUACAAUGUAAAUCUACUACAUAAGUAAAUUCUGCUUGUAUCUCGUCAUUAAUUUAGUGUUAUUACUGUGACUUUUCUCUUGUUACUAAUAAACAUGUUUUUCAUGAAAGGUCA
Molecule: messenger RNA, 711 nt
Organism: Xiphias gladius (swordfish)
Lineage: Eukaryota; Metazoa; Chordata; Actinopteri; Istiophoriformes; Xiphiidae
Gene: pfdn6
Product: prefoldin subunit 6
Exons: 4
Coding region: 152-532 (126 amino acids)
Biological process (GO): protein folding; chaperone-mediated protein complex assembly
Cellular component (GO): prefoldin complex; cytoplasm
Molecular function (GO): protein-folding chaperone binding
Source: RefSeq, a predicted model, not a curated record